AUUCUAAACGUGAAGCAGAGGUGAUAGCAUCAGGUUAAUCUUAUGCAAGUUUAUUUAAUUGAUUUUUUUCAUUAUAAAUUGAUACUAGACCAUUGAUACACUGUUCUCCACAUUUCCUACAAUUCUGGGUCAAAUCUUACGACCUGUUUUCAAAAUAUGGCCGAAUUAAAAAUAUGAUACUUUCUCAGAUGCGAAAGAGGAAGCAUUUUUUGACAGUUGUGGAUAAAAUUAGAUGAUAUUGAUACACCAUUGAUCAUUUUUUUAUCAAUCUCUAAAUUUCCUUCCAAUUCUGGGCUAAAUCAAAGGUGCGUUUUGUUUAUUUAGAUUUUGGUGUAUCGAGAAAAAUAUCUUUGCGCAUGUUUAUUAGAGCAGAAGAUGAGAGAAGGUAAAACAUAUAUUAUUUCUUAUAAUGUUACUUUAUUUUCUAGUAAUGGCAUAUUCUAGCGUAAUAAACAAUAAACAUAAAUAAUAUUCUAUUUAUUAUUGCCGAAACUGAAUCCCACGAGGGUAAAAGUAUGAUGGUAAACAAUAAACUUUUACCGCAAUGCGGCUGGUGCAAAAUACAUUGGCGGCUUUCAAAUGCCAUAGUCUAAAAUACGUUAUUAGCUCUGAAUUGCCAAAAGCAACCAGAAGUGAGCGUGUUUACAGAAGUUGAUGGAGGAAUGGCAGUGCUGCCAACAUAUUUUGCCACAUGGCGGUAUAAAAACUUCGCUAUAUUACAUCUAUUCCUUAUAGCCAACGCUGAAUAGUGACUACAAAUUUUUGCAAAUUUAUUUUAUGGGUCAAUCAACAAGAAGUUGAUCAGCGUUGUGCACAUAUCGGUGAAAAGACCAAUUAUACGAUUGCGUAAUUUGAGACUGCAUGACAUCUAAUAAACACAAAAUUGUCAUCAGAACCGAUAAGAAGCAGGAGAACACCCAAAACGUUUUAAUGCACCAAAAAUUAAUGAAGUCGCUAUUGUCGUCGUGAGUGAAAAUUUAUAAAAUCGAGAUAUUGUAUUCUAUUGGCGGAACGAUCAACUGCAGUAUGAGUCUAAAACACAUCGAUCAUAUGAUGCAUUACAAUGUCCUAUUUUAUUUUGGCAAGAUGAAGAUGGGUAUCAUUUUUCAAUGUAGAUGAUAAAUCCAAUUACAGGUAAGUAACCAUUCCACCUUUACAGCCUUAAUUAAGGUACAAACAGUUAUUCUUAUUGGAUAAAUAGUUGUCGAUUUUUAGCCUCUCAUUAUACACUAUUAUUUGGUCUUGAUUCUGUGAUAUAACGAUUAUAGUAGAUUAGUGCAUUUUUUUUUUUACCUCAUAUCCGACCGCUACUCAUAUUAGGCGCUCUUGGCAAGUUUCCAGUUUGCCCAUUAUAAAUCAUAGCUCGCAUGAGGACAUCAAAUCCCAAUAAACAACAGAUUAAAAACAUUAAUCAAAGAAUUCUUCUUUUCAACAUUGUUGGAGUUAACUGUCAGAUAGAAUAGAAAAUGUAGCGAACGAUAAAUUGGCAGGCAUGUUCCGACGGGAAUUCACUUGUCAUCUCUGUUUGGAAAAUGGCUUUUCCGAUGAUUUGAUGUCGCACAGUUCCCUUGAUAUGUUGACAUCACCUGCGGUUUACCUGAAGGAUGCUUAUGCCUUAUGGAUUCAGUAUACUUCGUCUCACUCUUCGCGCAUAAUGCAUUCUUAUUAUAUUUCAUUUCGAAAAACCUAUCUACUUUCGGACGUUUUCGUAUAUAUUUCUUCACAAAUAAUUGAUUAUUAAUUUCUUAAUAUGGUGAAUAAUAAAAAAAAAAAUCAUUUUCCGUCCCACAAUCGUUAUUUACUUUAUUUCAAAUCACACAUAUGUGAACGUUUUGGCAAUUCGUCAUCUUCAGCAACUUCUUAAAAAAUAUACAAUCGAUAUAAUUUGUUUUUAAAUAUUGUUGGUUAACACUUUACAACCAACGUUUUAGUACUUCAGCUCAUUUUCAAGGGAAGAAACCUUUUUUUAAAAACCAAACAUCCCAGCCUUAUUACAUUUAAAUUCUAAUUAUUUUUAUAAUCUAAUUAGAGCCUACAUGAUUACUAAUUGUAGAUGAUAAAAAAGUAUCAUUAUUUCUAUCUAAAUUAUAUAUAAUAAAGAUAAUAUAAAUUAUUGAUAAUAUAAAAGAAUUUUGAAAAGGGAGCUGAUCUGUAUGAGGGUAUAAAUGUUACAAAGUUCGGAAAGAACUCUGUAUUCAAAAGAUGGACGGAAUACCGGACGGGAAGGAAGUUGAGUCCUUCUGAGGCCCUUUACUUCCAGUGGAUCGGAACAUUGAAAGAAGCCCGUACUGUAGACCAAGAUUAAGAAAAUAAUAUCUGUUGGGGCCGGGGUAUUUCAAAAUUAAAAAACAAACCCUUCCCCGGUGAGUUUCCUCAAGGUGAGAAAGUUCGAGCAAAAUUAAAUGUUGGGAAAGAAGAAAAAAUAAAAGGAGUAAAUAUGAGACCUGUAAAACAUAAAAAAUGCACGCACAUCAAAUAAUAAAGAAAAUAAAAAUACUGAAUAAAUCAGUAAUGGAAAAUAAAAAUCCACUUUUGAACGUAUACAAUUUAUAUUAUUAAAUAAAAGAGGUAUAUACAAAAGUUAAAAACCAAAAUAAACAAUGGUAUGAAAUUCACUGAAAUAAAUAAAAAAACACAAAACAUAAUAUUCAGUGAACAUAAACAAAUUAAGAAUUAUUUAUAAAACAAAAAUGAAAUCAACUUCUAAAAUUAUAAGUAAAACCAAGAGAAAAUAAAUGGCUGUUAAAAAGAAUAAAGCUAAUGUAAAGCUGAAACAAAUCAAAUUAAUAUUUAAAUGUUCUAGGUAAUGGUGAGAAUAAACAACGAGCCAAGUUGGAGGUUCUGCUUCCAACCAGAUUACCUUUUCGAUGCCACACAGUCUUUGGUGGGGAAAUAUCGAAUCGAUAGCCAAUUGAUCGUUCGACGACUGCCGAUGCGUCAAACAGCUGUUCUUUGAAAAUGGCGCUAGGCGAGGUGAGGUGAACCUGGAGCUGGGUGAAAAUGGUGGGGUAGACUUCCAACAAGAACAAAAGAUAGCCCCAGACUAGUAUUAUUAUAUAUUAUUAUUUCCGGCAGUAUUAUAGCAUUAUUUUGAUGUCUUAAUCCCCAUGACUGCCGGGCAGUAGGUGCAUAUAAAUAAGCGAACAACAUUGCGAAUGAUACCCAAAUAUAUAAAUAAUAUGAAGUUAAAUACAUUUCUUGAACUAUUAUAUUUUAGCUGUUAAAAAAAAUAAGCAUUUUUUUAUUAACAUUUAAAAGGGGUUAAUGGUGAGAAAAAUAAUAAUCGGAAGAAAAAUAAAAUGCGUAGAGUCGGGCGUUAACAAUAUCUGCUUAUAAAGUUUUGGAAUACCAUAAUUUUAUACACGUAUUAUAACUCAAAUAAACGUCAAGAGUGGAACAGACAUGGGUUCUCCCGGACUACUGGGUCUCACAGUUCCUCACAGGGCAUGGGGGUUUCCGAGCAAAGCUCGUUGAAUAUGGCAAGAACAUCGAUCCCCUAUGCCCAAGUUGCAGAGUGCCGGAGACCGCCGAGCAUAUCAUCCUAGUCUGUACCGCCUUUGAGGCACUGAGGGCUAAGUUGUUGAAGGAGACGGGGCUCUACGCUCUGACGGAGAGCGAUCUCCCUCAACUUAUGACAAAGGAAAAAUACCCGUAUUACAAGGCAUUCGUAUACGGGUGGAAGGAACUGGUUCGGUCAAACCACUUUUCAUUGGGAAGAAGAAAUGAACUUGUAUACGGAAGACCGCCAGAGAUGGUGGAAGAGGAUGCUGGAUAAAAAGAAAAAAAAGAGCAGGCUGUGUGCACAGCUGUAAAAAAUGUAAUUGGUCUGAAUGCAGCAGUGAAUUGUAACGAAUGCGUUGCUACUCACUACUGCAAACACCCGUAUUGCCUUAUCGGCAGGGUAGGGUGUAAAUAAAAUAACUCAAAUAAACUUAUAUUAAAAAGAAAAAUAUAUUGAUUUAUAUUUAUUCAACAUUUAUUGUAUUGCGCGUAUAAUUAUAGAUAUAUGAAACAUAUUGACUGAUUGUAUGUAAUAUAAAUGUGCUGCAUGGUAGUAAUAGUUUUUUUACAGCACACGUGCCGCUUUGCUUGUUUUGCUUAUGCAUGAUGGUAGCGCAUUGAGUAGCCGAACGAGCCAUCGCUUUCUUGGUUAUUAUAGCGAGAUUGUAUCGCAGGUGGUUGAGGAGAUAAAGUUUAACCAGCUGGUGCUGUACGAGACUUGCAUCGAGAAGUGGUCGAGCCAGCGGCUCAAGGUGGGCUACGCGGCCUGCGUCCUCAUGGUCCAGGCCGUGAUCCCGGCGCUGGUGGUCGGCUUGGUCCACGCCCAGAUCGCCGCCUACCUCAACGCCCACGCCAGGACCCAGAGGGACUCCAGGAGGGCUCAGCGCGAGCUCCAGAGGAACAGGAGGACAACCCUUUUACUGUCUGGUGUGGCGGUGCUGUUCGCCGUGAGCUGGCUGCCGCUCUCCGUGUUCUCGCUGCUGGCGGACCUGUGCCUGGUCUCUGCGGACUCGCUCUACGUGACGCUGGCGGCCUGCCACGUGAUGGCGAUGACCUCGGCUGUCUCCAACCCGGUGGUCUACGGCUGGCUCAACUCCAACUUCCGGAGGGAGCUGGUGCAGGUGCUGCCGCGGUGGUGCAGGCGGCCGGCCGUCGAGAGCAGCCAGGAACCCAGCCCCACCCUCCUCCUCUGCCAGAACGGCCAGAAGCCGCAGCACAACAACCCCGCCACCACCUACACCGCCCUUUGAGCCCUCGUCAGCUCGUCAAACAAGGGUGUGAAGUUUCCAUCAAGAAUUGGGCUAAGCCAACUUUGAAUUUGUAAAAUUAAGAGCUUCUUCCUUAAAUGUUCUGUCUAAUUAUUGUAGGUCAUAAGAGAACUGAAAAGUGAAUUUGAUUGUUGAAUUUAAUAUAUUUAAGGCAUGUGAAAUGUUUGUGAUACGAAUCAAGUGGGUAUAUAUUAUAAAUGUUAAUUGUUAGAUAGUGUCUACAUUUGAUGUUCUGUGUUGUAGCCAGGUUCUUCUUUUAUAAAUUGGUUGCGUUCGAAGUUUGAAUUUAAAAAAAAAAAAGAUCAACCUAAUUUGUAAAUAGGAUUUAGAAAAGUGCCGGCAAACAUGGAACACGUUAAUUUUCUUCUUUUUUUUUUAAUAAAUACCAAAAUUUGAUACUUUAUUUGGAAACAACACUAGUUAAAAUUGUAAACUUUUAAAAAAGAUGAUUUUCUUAGAUUAGUUAAAUAUUACUAUAAUUUUAUGGCAGUUAUCAUUCGAUUUAUACUUUUUAUGCAAUAGUAAACAUACUUUACCAUCAUAUUUUCCUUUAUCAUUUAUUUAUGAAUAAAUGCGCUUAUAAGUUAGUUACAUAAACUAAAACCACUGCUCAAUGUUAACAAGGUUACGCUUUGAAUUCGAUUAAUAUUUUCUUACAAAAUUUUAAAUAUAUUUUACAUAAAAUAAAAUACUUAUUUAAAUGAACUAUCCUUAUAUCAUUUUUUUCUUGUUUCUCCUACCCCCAUAUUUUCCUUAAAAAAGUCAAGGAAUUCAUAACAAGUUGAUACGUAGAAAUUCUAUCGUUCGAAAGGAAGCAAUAAAACCGAACUGCAUCGCUACACACUCUAAUAGAAGAUUGUUGUUUAUAUUUAAGUUUUUUCUAAAAAAUAAUUUCAACGUCAUGCUAUCGCAUUCAUGCUAACUAGUAUUCAAAUUUACUACUUUUUAUUAUGAAACUUAGCAGCUUUGAAUGAAAAUAAUGUUUACUGCUGAAUAAUUUGUUCUUCUUUUUUCUCAAUAUAUUUAAUUCAUAUAUUUAAAACACAAUCAUUGAUACAAUAUUAAGCAGAUAAAUAUUCCAGUGUUAAAAUUGACUAUGUAAUAUCUGUAAUAAUGCUUUAAUACAUUUUAUUUAUUUAUGCACACCCUCUAAAAUAAUGACCAUUUUAAUUGAAAAAAAGAACAACAAAUAAAAUGGUUGUUUUGUUUUCCAAAUUAGAACUGAAUACCAAAGAAUUAAAAUUUAGAUGUGAUAUAUUAAAAUAUUUUAAAUUAAGAGAACUUCUGAUUAAGCACUUAAAUGGUUCGCUAGUCAGUAUUUGUUUUUUGUUGUGCCCUACCUCGCCUUCGGCUAUGCUGGGGUUUUCCCGUCCAAGGGGUGACGGCGGGGAAUUCAAAAGACCCCCAAGACACCGGGGCGCGAACUCGUAAUUUUAUGGUCUACAACUUUCGAUAUCACGUUGCCAAGUAACGAGCUGUGCUGUGCACACACGUUAUCCCGUUCGGCCACCCCGCUCCCGCGUCAGUAUUGUGUUAUUUUUUAAUUGUUGCUACGGUUACAGCUUAGCAAUAUCAUUAUUAAUUUUUAAACAUUUAUUAUGAAUAAAUACCGAUUCCCAACGACAAUGAGCUUUAGAUCCCAAACGUCAGAAUGCUUCUUCUUGAAAUGAUAGUACCCGCCAUUUUUAACUGUAAAAACAGAAUUAACGGUUUUGACCAUGUCUAAAAGAAUACAAUUAUUAGGUGCGAUAUACAUACAUGUAUAUAUACAGAUAUGCAAUAUGAUCAUCACAGAUUUUAAUAUUGGUAAAUUCUGUGUUUCCCUAGUGGGAGUAAAAAGAUAGGACACAUUGAAUUUUAUAUAUCAUAUUGCACCUUUCCAUUUAAAAAAAAUGUAAUUUAUACAAUAUGAAUUUUGAAAGGUAAUCUACAACUAUAACAAUCAAUUCAUAUUUAAAUAUUUCGAAAGCUAAAUCUCCAAGCAAAACGUUUUAAGUAAUAAAUUAAUCCCCAACUACUUUUAUUAUUUAACUUUUGGAUGAUAGAAUAAUACUGAUGAUAGGAGGAAGAAUUAUUUCAACAACAGCUUGAUCUUUAAGGUAAAAGAAGAACUGUUUGGCAUAAUAUAUUUUAAUUAAAUUUUAGAAAACUUUUCUAUUGUUUGUAUAGAGAUUGUUGUUAAAUAUUAAUUAGUAUUAUAUAAUUGUAAAUAUAGUAUAUGUAUAUAAGAUAAAUGUGCUAAGAUAAAUAUAUAUACCCCUAACCACACAUAUAUAUAUAUAGAUGAGAUAUAAGGGUUGCUGUACAUAGACAACCGGGGUCGGAGGAAGGCGGGGGCUGAGCCAGGCCUGAGCUCGGACGCCCGAGAGCAGGUCUCCCCGCUGUCCCCCUUCCCCUAAACUUUAUACUCUAUAUGCACUAUACACUAUACACUGUACAUAUCUCUACUGUUGACUUAGUAUCUACUAGUUUAUAGUAAUAUUUAUCUAUAUAGCCCUUUAACCAUAUCUUGUUAAUCUUAUUAUUGUUUGUGUUGGAAUAAAUGUAUUUUGAAAAUGUAA
Molecule: messenger RNA, 7330 nt
Organism: Nezara viridula (southern green stink bug)
Lineage: Eukaryota; Metazoa; Arthropoda; Insecta; Hemiptera; Pentatomidae
Source: the annotation of a GenBank genome assembly